This is a messenger RNA of Acanthamoeba castellanii str. Neff, 1311 nucleotides long. Its product is annotated as acyl-CoA dehydrogenase, middle domain containing protein. Bases 1 to 1311 code for a protein of 436 amino acids. The record is from RefSeq and is a predicted model, not a curated record. Gene Ontology annotation, biological process: lipid homeostasis; fatty acid beta-oxidation using acyl-CoA oxidase. Gene Ontology annotation, cellular component: peroxisome. NCBI's taxonomy places the organism in Eukaryota, Discosea, Longamoebia, Acanthamoebidae. Gene Ontology annotation, molecular function: FAD binding; acyl-CoA oxidase activity; fatty acid binding. The transcript is spliced from 12 exons.
AUGAAUGAGGAGAUGAGGACCAUCGCGCGGGAGAGGGAGAACGCUCCCUUUGAUGUUCGCGAACUCACCCACGUUAUCUACGGCGGUCCGCAAGCCACGGCACUCAAGGAGCGCAUGGCGUUGAUCAUUGAGCGGGACCCUGUUCUCUUUGUGAAGAACUACUACGACAUGACCAGGCCUGAGGCCCGCCAAAAGUGCAUGGCGCAAGUGCGCAGAGCCCUGCAGAUCGCCCAGCAGCUCAAGCCCGAGGAGCAACGCGCCUUCUCGCAGGCUAUCGCAUCGUACGACCGCACCUUGUCCAUGCGCCUCUACGUCCAUUGCACGCUCUUCAAAGAGUCCAUCUACACACACGGCACCAAAGAGCAGUGGCUCAAGUGGAAAGACGACAUUGAAUCGGCGCGCGUGCUGGGCUGUUUCGCGAUGACCGAACUCGGUCACUCGUCGUUCCUGCGCGGCAUCGAAACCACGGCCACCUACGACAAGGCCACCGGGGAGUUCAUCCUCCACUCGCCCACGCUGACGGCCUCCAAGUGGUGGAUUGGCAUGGCCGGCGAGACGGCGACCCACACCGUGGCCAUCGCUCGCCUGAUCGUUGACAACAAGGACCUCGGGCUUAAUUGGUUCGUUGUUCAGCUCCGCAGUCUGGUCGAUGGUACGCUCAUGCCUGGAGUCACCUGCGGAGACAUCGGCGCCAAAAUGGGCCGUGCCGGGUAUAUCACCCACGUCGCCCAACAGCUCCAGGCUGACGUGGUGGCCGGGAAGGACGUGGAGGAGGCGUGGAACGACAACCUCAUGGCCCUCGUCUCCUGCUCCCGAGUGCACACGUGGUACUUUGUGGUGAACUUCUUCCACCAGGUGGUCGAAGAGCAGCGCCAGCAGCGCACGAACGCCGAUGGCCAGGCCGGUAUCGCGCCGACGCUGCACAAGCUGUGCCUCCUCUUCGCCCUCGACCGAGUCCACGCCGAGGCCGCCCUCUUCCUCGAGUACGGCUACAUCACAGGUGAGGAGGCAGCGCUGGUGCGCAGGAGCCACCUGAAACUGUGCCGCGAGGUGCGCAAGGACGCCGUACUGCUGACCGACGCCCUCGCCAUUCCCGACUACGUGCUCAAGGCGCCCUUCGGCGCCUACGACGGCGACAUCUACCGGAACUCAGUGUUGACUAACCACAUUCCCCACACCAUGUACAACUUGAAGGUGGUCACCAGCGCACCGCAGACCAACGUCAACGGACGUCCCUUCUACUACGAGGAGAGUGUGGCACCGCUCAUACGCGGCGUGGACCUUGCCGGCCGCAGUCCCGCCAAGCUCUGA